Molecule: messenger RNA, 411 nt
Organism: Bipolaris victoriae FI3
Lineage: Eukaryota; Fungi; Ascomycota; Dothideomycetes; Pleosporales; Pleosporaceae
Exons: 1
Molecular function (GO): protein binding
Source: RefSeq, a predicted model, not a curated record
GCCUUCUCGCACGACUCAACGCGGCUAGCAUCAGCGGCCUGCGACAACACCGUCAAGAUAUGGGACGCGAGCAGCGGCGCGUGUCUGCAGACGCUCGACAUUGGCAGGGCUCUUUACAACCUGUCAUUUAAUGUUACUAGCUCACAUCUACUUACAGAAAUUGGUUCUAUCAAUGUUAGUGCAUCUAAAGGUCUUGGUGUAAAAAAUGAUCCGGUACUUCAAUGUCCCCAGUACGUGGGCGCGGGCAUUAGCCCAGACGGCACAUGGAUCACGUGUAACGGCAAGAACCUGCUCUGGAUAUUAUCUGAGUAUCGAACAUCAUGCUCGUCUGUGUGCGGGGAUACGAUUGGCAUAGGUGUUGGAUCAGGAAGAAUUUGGUUUUGUAGUAUCAACCUCUACAUGUUUUCCUAG